Messenger RNA from Ciona intestinalis (vase tunicate), 1377 nucleotides. The record is from RefSeq and is a predicted model, not a curated record. NCBI's taxonomy places the organism in Eukaryota, Metazoa, Chordata, Ascidiacea, Phlebobranchia, Cionidae.
CUACCGUAGCUACAGCAGCGACAUGUUAUUGUUCCACAGAAGAGCAAAUUAUUUAAGCACUUUAUGUUUCGCUGUGUUAGUAAUAUUGUGCUUGACUUGCUUUAAGAAUGAAAAUCGUCCAGCAAGAAAAUCGUUUCAAGCAAAAGAAACGCAAAGGAGAAUACAGGAUAUUCGGUAUGUAGAAUCUUCUAAAAAACGACUCAGCAGUGAAGCUCAUUGUACAAAAAAGUCACCGUGGGAUACGUACAGAAUUUGUUACAGUUUGCCUUACUCUGAGAUAGCUUGCAGGAAACCCGCAGCCAAAAACAGGAACGAUCCAUAUGUUGUACCAAACGUUGUUCAUUAUGUUUGGUUCGGUAAACGUGAGGUGGUUUAUUAUCAUUAUCUGUCAGUUCGCUCAGCAGCUGCAAACCAGCAACCGGAGAAAAUUAUAUUUCACGUCAACGAAGGACCACCUCAAGGUCAUCUAUGGAAGAGACUGGUAGAUGAAAUCCCAUGCCUGGAAACCCAGUAUAUGGAAAUGCCUGAGACUGUGUUCGGACAUAAAAUGGAAUGGAUUCUUCACAAAACGGACGUUGCUAGAAACGACCUGCUCAUAAAGCAAGGUGGAAUAUAUCUGGACUCGGAUGUUCUAGUUUUACGUUCACUGGAUCCGCUACGUCGUUAUCCUUUUACAAUGGGCAGAUCCACAGCAAAUUCUUUAAGCAACGGAGCAAUGCUGGCUCAACCAGGAUCUACGUUCCUACAAGAAACAAUUAACACGUAUAAGGAUUUCACAGCGAAAAAGUACAGCGGGAUAUUUGAAGCUGUUCUUUCCGUCCAAAGACCCCUCCAACAGUGGAAGACGAGACCUGAUUUACCGAUCCACGUCGAACUAACCACAAUGCAGCGACCCAAUCCUUGGCACGACGGUCGAGAUUGCAUUUCACACGACUCGUUCAAUAUAUCAGAUAACUACAUGCUUCAUAUACAUCCCGUUAAAUCAACUGUCAAACAUCCUCAGAUCGUGAACGAAACAGUUGCAACAUUACGAACGACAGAUACAACAUACGGUGCUGCAGCAAGAGCUGCUUUGUUCGGAUUUCAAGACUUUGUUUUCUUGAAAAACGAAACAGAAAUCGCGAAAAACAGACGUCCAGCAAAACCUAUACCCCCCAUCAUAGAUAAAUGAUCCCAGCUCUUUACUGUUUGUGGCAAUAUAGCGAUGCUUAUACAGCUGUGGUCCACGUUACAUGUGCUUGCAGGCAAACAGAGGUCCAUGUCACAUCGAUUAAACUAAUGUAUUUAUUAAAUCAAUGCAAUAAUGGCCUUGCACAUAUACAUAAUUGUUUUCGUGAAUUUUUAGCAGUGGAAAUAAAUUAUUAGUUCAUUCUUUCA